AUCCAAUUGCUUCUGAUCGCAUUAACUCAUCUUAGUUCCAAUGACCCUCUUAUUUUCUAUCCUAAUGGAGUCAUAAUACACGACGACUAGACCCUUUUCAUUGCCUUCUUCGUGUAAACUAAUUAUUUCUCUCUUUAUUUCUUCCAAUACACCCGUCACUUUACAAUCAAUUGCGAGCUUAUUAUUCUCCUUUCUAUCCGGGACCUUUCUCUCUGUGGGGUUCCGUUAUCUCGGCCAACAAGCCGCGGUCCGGACGGCUCCAGGUCCGAUAAAGGACCCCAGGUCGAAGGUUGAGCUUGAACUCGACGCCAUCGCCACCACCUCUGUCGGCCGCAAUUUGCGAGUCGCGAGCCAUCUUUCUUUCAUAAAACAUAAUCGCCAAUAUGGCGGACUCAGUAGAUCGCGUGUUUGUACACGCUCUCAAUACUGUCAAAAAGAUACCCAAGACUGGCGCAUCGAGACCACCUCCAACCGAUCGACUCCGGCUAUAUGGACUUUAUAAGCAGGCUAUGGAGGGUGAUGUCGAUGGUGUAAUGGAACGUCCAACAGCCGCCUCCGGAAUGGCUUCCGACGACCUACAGCGCGAAAAGGACAAAUGGGAUGCAUGGAAUCUGCAAAAAGGACUUAGCCGAACAGAAUCCAAGAGAAGGUAUAUCGAGGCGCUGAUAGAUACGAUGCAUCGAUAUGCGACCACGCCGUAAGCGAUCUCCUGAAGCCCAGCCUGGGCCACCGUACAAUCGAGUUACACUAACACAGUUUCCCAGGGAUGCCGAAGAACUUGUGUCAGAACUCGAAUUUGUCUGGAAUCAGAUCAAGAACAACAGCCCAAGCUCAUCAUUAUCGUCGCCACGAGCGAAUCGAUCGGCCGGUGCAUCCCAACCAUACGAAGACGCUGCGCAAGGAAGCGAUGCCGAAGGCCCUAUGAAGGAGAUCAGACCAAUGAGCGAGUACGACGAAGCGGAACUCCGGUCCCAGAAGCAGCUAGAACUCGAGGACGAUGAUAUCGAUGGUACGCAAAACCACGAUCGAGUUAGUGGCCGGUGGCAGCAAAAGGUUGAGCGUGCCCUGACGACCAUGUCUGCCGAGGUAGCUGCUUUACGAGAACAAAUCACAACAGGUCGAGAGUGGCGGGCAAAGAAGGAGCGCAGCUUACCAGCUUGGGUGAAGUGGUUUGCCUGGAUGGUAGUGAAGCAUCUGUUCACCGACUUGGUUAUUCUGACUGUCGUGUUAUUAUGGUUAAGAAAGCGCAAGGACCGUCGCCUGGAAGAUCUGGUUAGGGCAGCUGUCAGGCUUGUUAGGGAAUAUGUUCGAAAUGUGUUGCCUUCUCGAGGGUGAUGGUUUGGCUGUGUACGAUCCGGUGACAGCACUUCUCGAGGUCAUUCAGCAUGGUAACGAUGAUCAGGCAGCCGUAUAUCACCAGGGCACAACACUACCUCUCACCAUAUUGGGUGCCUAGUUGACAUGGCUCUGUCGAACUGGCAUGCUAACUUUGCAUAUGCUUGGCCACGAAAGGCACACAAGUCAAGCCCGGGAAUGAAUAAGGGGCCCCCAGUAGACUCUCUGUCGGGCUACUAAAUGAAUUAUUGCUCUCGGGGUAUAAUCAUAAGGUAUCAGGCGCUCCAUGGGAGGUAUGGGGGUUUUAUCAUUGUAUUUGUAACAAGAGAAGCGUGGUCAUUUUGUUAUUUUUGGAGUAUGUAUCAGGUAGAUAUUGGCAUACAUUGGAUGUGGCACCCUGUUGUAGAAAUUCCCCCAGCCAUUUAUCAAUAUCAGUUGAGACGUUGUUUCAUGAUGACUGAAAAUUGUCUAAGCCAAAGAGAAAAGAAAGGAAA
This is a messenger RNA of Fusarium verticillioides 7600, 1829 nucleotides long. RefSeq lists its product as hypothetical. The transcript is spliced from 2 exons. The coding region runs from base 685 to 1335 and encodes 216 amino acids. Gene Ontology annotation, molecular function: fatty-acyl-CoA binding. The record is from RefSeq and is a predicted model, not a curated record. Gene Ontology annotation, biological process: fatty acid metabolic process. Lineage: Eukaryota; Fungi; Ascomycota; Sordariomycetes; Hypocreales; Nectriaceae.